AUGAAGAAAAAGUCGAGGGCCGAUCAAGAGCUUCCAGCAGCACUUGCAAUUGAUAAUAAUAAUAUACUCAAAUACGAGAUCUUACCAAGGCUUCCAGCCAAAUCCAUAUGUCGUUUCAUGUGUGUUUCCAAACAAUGGAAUUCGUUUCUGUCGACACGUAUGUUUGCAAACAUGCAGCUCCUCCAACAUCACAUUAACAACCCGAAAAAAACCUAUAAACUUCUCUUAAUUGACAAGCCCGCUGUAGAUAAGGAUUCAUGCUGCAAAUCCCUCAAUCACGGUUCAGUUACCGUUGGUUUUAAUAUACUGAAAGAAGCUUGUCCUAUAUUCGAUUUGCUUUUAGCAAGCUUGGAUGGAUUGGUAUGUGUAGCCUCCACGAAAACCGUCAUCAAUAGUCUAGCAUUAUGGAAUCCAUUGACCGAUGCCUAUUACAAGUUGCCGUCUAACCCCAAUUUUACUCGUCCCUAUGAUUCUAUUCAUGAUGUCAUUGGUUUCUAUUCUGACUCCUCCAAUGACUAUAAACUUCUAUAUUGGGCUACCUUCUGUGACCACAGUCUUUACUUUUCCAUUAUUAAACCAAGUACCGAUGAUCAAUGCAUUAUUUGUUUUGAUGUGAACACAGAAGAGUUCAGGGGAAGUAUGUGGAAGUUGAACAGUGAUGACGGGACGUGGGAGGAGGUGGCAUUUUUCUCACGCUCUCCAUAUAGUGUUUUUGGCAAACAGUCAAGGCUGCACAGGAAAGUAUGCAUGACUAGGAAUGCCAGGGAUGAUUGGUUUGCGAUUUUGGAGGGGGGUCCUCGCGACUCCCCUAAUUUUGAAAUAAUGAAUAUGGAGGAAUUCACAUUAACAAAUCCUUCGUGGCCGGAGUAUACAUAUAGCUGA
This is a messenger RNA of Erigeron canadensis, 882 nucleotides long. RefSeq names its product F-box/kelch-repeat protein At3g23880-like. The coding region runs from base 1 to 882 and encodes 293 amino acids. The transcript has 3 exons. Gene Ontology annotation, molecular function: protein binding. NCBI's taxonomy places the organism in Eukaryota, Viridiplantae, Streptophyta, Magnoliopsida, Asterales, Asteraceae. The record is from RefSeq and is a predicted model, not a curated record.